AUGUCAAAGUCAUCAAGUAAGAUUGUUUUGAUAGGCUUCAGUGGUGCAUCCUGUUCUGGUAAAACUACACUAGCUAGGCUCCUUAAACAAGUCCUACCAAAUAGUUGGAUAUUUCACCAGGAUGAUUUUUUCAAGAGCGAGUCUCAAAUUCCAAUUGAUCCAACGACAAAUCUUUCUAACUGGGAUUGUCCUGAUGCAAUAGAUUUUCCAAAAUUCAUUAAAACAUUACGUCAUGUACAUAAAACAGGAUCAUUACCCGAUUCUUUCAAGUCGAAGGAAAGGUUAAAUGCUAGGAAUGAUUCUGAAAUUGAAGCUCAUCUAGGAUCAUUAAUCAAAGAGUUAUCAAGUCAAAUUGGUAAUGUGUUGAAUGAUAGCAACGAAAGCAAUGGCACUGAUAAAAAUGAUUCAAAGGACGAAAAUGAGAAAAAUAGUGCUUCAAGUAUAGAUAAUUCAAAUUGGAAGUUUGUUUUAGUAGAUGGAUUUCUUCUUUAUUGGGAUAUGCAAGUUGUAAAGGAAUUAGAUAUUAAAUUUUUUGUUCAAGCUGAUUACACAACGCUAAAAAAAAGGCGAGAAGAACGAGCUGGAUAUGUUACUGUUGAUGGUUACUGGAAAGACCCGCCAAACUAUUUUGAUACAAUGGUAUGGCCAAACUACAUAAAAUGCCAUAGACAUUUAUUUCAAGGUUAUUCGGAAAUCAAGUUAAAUGAAUUGGUUGUGUUAAAUUCGAAAGAUAUAAGGGAUAUACGUACGAAUUUAGAAAUGGCCGUUGAGAACAUCUUGGAGUUUAUUAAAAGCAAUGAAAUUGUUGAAGGAUUGCUUGAGGAGUAA
Dentiscutata erythropus is the source of this 828-nucleotide messenger RNA. NCBI's taxonomy places the organism in Eukaryota, Fungi, Glomeromycota, Glomeromycetes, Diversisporales, Gigasporaceae. The record is from the annotation of a GenBank genome assembly.